Molecule: messenger RNA, 343 nt
Organism: Funneliformis geosporum
Lineage: Eukaryota; Fungi; Glomeromycota; Glomeromycetes; Glomerales; Glomeraceae
Source: the annotation of a GenBank genome assembly
AUGACCAUUCAAGUGUCAACGCCAAAACCUUUCGAUAGAGACACUCGAGGAGGGUUAUCUCAAAACGCUCCGGAUUGUAUCACUUGUAAACUUCCAAAAGAAACUGUAUCAUCAGUACUUAAGAAUACAAUUGGAUACAGACAUCAUCACGCAGAAAUUGAAUAUCUUUUGAAGGACCUAAACCUUGUUACUGUUCCUUUAGUAGCAUGGCGUAAUCAAUCAGGACAAUUUUUGGGUAUUGACGAUAAUCAGUCUGGAACUUUAGGGUUUUCCGAUGGUGAUCAACACAAUAAUGAUGUGAUUCCAAGAUCAGAACAACUCUUUUUAUUCGUUCCACAUUUGG